AUGAUCGACUGGGAAGAAGAGCAUGGGAGAGUUACUAUCAAGCGGGUCCAACUUGCUGAUAUCGAGGAUAGUGCAAUUGUACCACCUGAUUGCGAUAUCCUUGGGAAGGCUGUGGGAAAUUGGAUGUGGCGUAGCCCGGAGGCCCAUGUAAACGCUCGUGUGAAUACGCCCUCUGACAUGUUCUCUUUUGGGAUUGUUUGUAUCUGUGCAGUCCUAAAGCAUGUUAUCCUUGCGGUAGAUGCAAAGACACUCCCUGAAGGUGUAGAAGUUCAAGCGAUCGUUCUCCAGCGCCAACUCUCAUAUUUUAGUAACAGUGAUUCUACCACUGCAUUCUUGAAGCAUAUUUGUGAUGAAAGUCCCUGGCGCAAAGUUAUUGAUGUCCUUUGGAAUGGAUUCGAUGAAACCACGCCCCGUGAACCUUUUGCUCUGUGGAAGGAUGUUGACCCAGUCUUUAAAGACUUGAUUGCUGGCUUGACGGAUCUUGAUCCCAAAAAGAGGCUCACUGCUCAGGGGGCUUUGGAUCAUCCGUGGUUCAAGGGAAUCGAGGAAUAA
Messenger RNA from Arthroderma uncinatum, 552 nucleotides. RefSeq lists its product as uncharacterized. The transcript is spliced from 2 exons. The record is from RefSeq and is a predicted model, not a curated record. The coding region runs from base 1 to 552 and encodes 183 amino acids. Lineage: Eukaryota; Fungi; Ascomycota; Eurotiomycetes; Onygenales; Arthrodermataceae. Gene Ontology annotation, biological process: protein phosphorylation. Gene Ontology annotation, molecular function: protein kinase activity; ATP binding.